Polypterus senegalus (gray bichir) is the source of this 9309-nucleotide messenger RNA. RefSeq names its product fibroblast growth factor receptor 3 (gene fgfr3). Gene Ontology annotation, cellular component: membrane; signaling receptor complex. The coding region runs from base 674 to 3166 and encodes 830 amino acids. Gene Ontology annotation, biological process: positive regulation of MAPK cascade; positive regulation of kinase activity; protein phosphorylation. Gene Ontology annotation, molecular function: fibroblast growth factor binding; ATP binding; fibroblast growth factor receptor activity. The transcript has 18 exons. The record is from RefSeq and is a predicted model, not a curated record. Lineage: Eukaryota; Metazoa; Chordata; Cladistia; Polypteriformes; Polypteridae.
CCUGCCUGCCAGUUGUGGUGUGUAAGCCAAGCUUUUACACACACACACAUACAUACAUAGAUACGUACAAAGAUCCGCAGGCUCUCACACACAACAGUGCAUCUCAGAUUUUUCCCUGGCGCUGCUGCAAGCAGAGUAGCACGCUUCACCGCCUAGCACAAGUUAUCUUCAACCCGGGACCGGCACUUUAAAACUUGCAUCGAUUGUGCUUUAUGCUCCUGUUCGGAUUAAAAAAAUAUUUUCUGUCUUCUUCUUUUCUGCGGGUCUUGGACACUUACAGAUACAAAACAGAUUACACCACGAACGCGAACGCUCUAAUAAGGAUUGUGGUUCCACCAGAAGAUCUUGAAAGUCGACUAAAAAUUUGGGACCUCAAGUACUGAUUUUCCUUAAUGGAUUUAUAGCUGUUUCUUUGGUUACUUUUUUCAUUUAUUUAAUGGAAGUGACGGAAAGAAAUUUGUUGUAAUAGUCGUUCUUCAAAGCAGUCAGCGAAUCAGUAAUCUUUAUCGGUUUUUAAGACACUUUCGAGUGCAACUGGACUGACAGAAGAAGAGAACCUCAAAGAUUCUCAUCCAAACUGGUCCCUGUGUGGAGCAUCACUCUGGCUGGAAAGGGUGUGCGUCCACUGGGAGGAGCAAGUAGUGGCCACUAGCUUAAAGCAUGAGUCCAGAGGAUGCCUAAGGCUGGACAGGGCUCUAGCAGUCGGCUUCUGUCUUUUAUCGCAUCCAGAGGAAUGAUUACCUUGUGGUAUACCAUCUGCUUCUCCUUAGUGACUGUGAACAGCAUACCUGCAGCCCGACUACCUGCAGCCCAGCCAUUCGAAAGAACAAGCAGCAGAACAGAUUCUCCUUCAAGUGAUGCAGCAUUCGAGAAGAUAGACCUAGGAAGUGGUGACAAUCUUGAUCUGUCCUGCAACUCACAGGGCUCUCUUCUGCCUGUUGUCUGGUAUAAGGAUGGUGUUGGUGUAAUACCAAGCAACAGAACACAAAUAGGACAGAGGCAUCUAAAAAUUAUUAACGUCUCAUUUGAAGACUCUGGUCUAUACAGCUGCAGACUGACUCUGAGCAAUGAGAUCUUGAAGAAUUUUACAGUCAAAGUGGCAGAUUCAUUAUCUUCAGGCGAUGAUGAGGACGAUGAUGAUGAUGAAGAAUCAGAAGACGCAGAAGCACCCCAUUGGACACGCCCAGAACGAAUGGAGAAGAGGUUGCAUGCUGUGCCUGCUGCUAGCACAGUCCGUUUUCGUUGCCAGGCAGCCGGGAAUCCCAAUCCCACUAUUCAGUGGCUAAAAAAUGGCAAGGAGUUCCGAGGGGAGCAUCGACUUGGAGGCAUCAAGCUGAGGCAUCAACAGUGGAGCCUAGUAAUGGAGAGUGUGGUCCCAUCAGACAGAGGCAACUAUACUUGUGUUGUGGAGAACAAGUAUGGCCAUAUCAGUCACACAUAUCAACUGGAUGUCUUGGAGAGGUCACCUCACAGGCCUAUCCUCUAUGCAGGGCUACCUGCAAACCAGACAGUCUUUUUGGGUAGCAAUGUGGAAUUUCACUGCAAAGUGUACAGUGAUGCCCAGCCACACAUUCAGUGGCUUAAACACAUUGAAGUCAACGGUAGCAAGACUGGUCCUGAUGGAGCCCCCUAUGUCACUGUCCUCAAGUCCUGGAUAAGUAAAAAUGCUGAAGCUGAUGCUAAACUAACUCUGUACAAUGUAACAGAGCAAGAUGGGGGAGAAUAUCUCUGUAGAGCCUCCAAUUUCAUAGGCUCGGCUGAAAAGCCCUUCUGGCUUCAAAUUCACAACCCUAAACCAGCAGAAGAGGUUGUGAAGGAGGAUGUCUCAGGCUCGCUUUAUGCCGAAAUUCUAAUUUAUGUUACGGGUUGUGUGCUUUUCAUCUUCACCAUUGUGAUCGUCAUUCUUUGCCGAAUGAAGAUGUCAACCAAGAAAACUCUCAACACCCCUCCAGUCCAAAAGCUCUCCAAGUUCCCACUCAAGAGACAGGUAACAGUGUCUUUGGAAUCUAAUUCAUCAAUGAACUCUAACACCCCACUGGUCAGAAUUGCUCGCCUCUCAUCUAGUGAUGGGCCAGUGUUGGCAAAUGUGUCUGAAUUGGAGUUGCCAGCGGAUCCCAAGUGGGAAUUUCCACGCACAAGAUUGACUCUGGGAAAGCCUCUAGGGGAAGGUUGCUUUGGCCAGGUAGUCAUGGCAGAAGCAAUUGGAAUUGACAAAGACAAACCAAAUAAGCCCAUGACGGUUGCUGUGAAGAUGCUGAAAGAUGAUGCAACAGAUAAAGACCUUUCGGAUCUGGUUUCUGAAAUGGAAAUGAUGAAAAUGAUUGGAAAGCACAAGAACAUUAUUAAUCUGUUGGGUGCUUGCACUCAAGAUGGUCCGCUCUAUGUUUUGGUGGAAUAUGCAUCCAAAGGCAACUUACGGGAAUAUUUAAGAGCACGUCGGCCACCUGGGAUGGACUAUUCUUUUGAUACAUGCAAAAUACCAGAUGAGCAGCUCACAUUCAAAGACUUGGUAUCUUGUGCUUACCAGGUGGCUAGAGGAAUGGAGUAUCUUGCAUCCCAAAAGUGUAUUCAUAGAGACCUGGCAGCUAGAAAUGUUCUUGUCACUGAAGAUAAUGUCAUGAAGAUUGCAGAUUUUGGCCUAGCAAGGGAUGUCCACAAUAUUGACUACUACAAAAAAACAACUAAUGGUCGGCUGCCUGUGAAAUGGAUGGCCCCAGAAGCCCUAUUUGACCGGGUUUAUACUCACCAAAGUGAUGUCUGGUCCUAUGGUGUCUUAUUGUGGGAGAUCUUCACCCUGGGGGGCUCCCCAUACCCCGGAAUCCCUGUUGAAGAGUUAUUUAAGCUUUUGAAAGAAGGCCAUCGGAUGGACAAGCCUGCAAACUGCACUCAUGAAUUAUACAUGAUAAUGAGAGAGUGCUGGCAUGCAGUUCCUUCUCAAAGGCCAACCUUCAAGCAGCUAGUAGAAGACCAUGACCGUGUGCUGUCCAUGACUUCAACUGAUGAGUAUCUUGAUUUGUCUGUGCCAUUUGAGCAGUAUUCACCAACGGGUCAGGACACAAACAGUACUUGUUCUUCAGGAGAUGACUCUGUGUUUGCCCAUGACCCUUUGCCAGAUGAACCUUGUCUUCCAAAACAUCUUCAUUGCAAUGGUGUCCUUCGGACAUGAACAACUGGGCCUUUCAACAGAGUAAAAAAUUCCAAAAUUUGGGCCUGGAGCCCUAAAUGAAUAUAAACAAACGAGAAAAGUAGUCAAAGGAAGAAAAAUAUGAGCCUUACAUUUUUCUUAAAUACUGUAUAAGUCAGGAAGCACUGUUCAAGUUAAACUGAUCAUUUUAUCUUUUUCCAUGAUAUAUUUUUUUCAAAAAUUGAGGGCUUUUGUUACUUUUCUAAGUAAUACUUACAGAGAACAUGGCUUUUUCUGAUGGAAUUGCCAUGUGAAGCAACAGUGUUAGAGCAACACCAACAUCGUGCCUGCAGAAAUGCAGAAAAUGGCAGAGGCAAUAUGAGACAUCAAUAAUAAGCAAGUGAAAUUCUGUAAAGAAUGUGGAGCCACAGAAGACCUUCAUCAAAAGAAGUAACUAACUUUUUGGGAAAAGAUGUCUGCAUUGGGAUUUCAAGUGUAGAUGACAAACUACAAUAGUCCCAGGAUGGAUGGUCUAUGUUCCUUUGGGAAAAGAAGCAGAAAAAAGGUGGUGUAGACUACAACUUUAGCUAUUGUGCUCCCAUUGCAUCAGAUUUGCAAUUGACUUCUUGUUGAGAAUCUAUAUCAGAAGAAUGUCAAAACACAUCUAUAAUAUUGCUUAAAACAGCAAAUAAAUAAUCCUUUUGGUCCUGAAGAGCGUAAAAUGUCCAGACAGCAAAAACACUUAAUGGAGUGUUGUGUCUGUGAAGGACUGUACUGACCUGUGGAAACAUGGGUUUAAAAUCACGCAUGGGUGGAAAUGUCAUGUCUUGACAUUCACAUGCUUUCACUCUCUGAUGCACUUCCAUGAAUAUUCCACGAAUAUUCCAUGUUUUAUGAGAAAAAAAGUGUAUAUAUAUAUAUAUAUAUAUAUAUAUAUAUAUAUAUAUAUAUAUAUAUAUAUAUAUAUGUAUGUAUGUAUUUCUUAGACAAACACACCUGAUGAUUCAAGGAUACGGAAUACCUUAAUCUAAAUAUUUGAAAGAAACUCUUCUUUUGGGCCCUGGAAAUUCAUUUCUAAAUAAAAAUUAAUAAUAAAAAAGAAUACAUAGAAACACACACUGCUAUACAGUCAUUUAAGUAUUUUCUUUUACAUAUUUUAUUCUACCUGGGAUGCUAGUUCAUUAUACCAUAAAGGCAUACAAAUCAUCCAUCUCAACAAUCCAAUUUAGAGACACAAACUCACCAAACAGCACAUCUUUCAAAUGUAAAGUAAAAUCGGCGUGUCUGCAGAAAGUCAGUGCCAACACAACGAAAUAAAAUCCUGGAGGUAAACCUGGGAUUUAAUCACUGUCUUACAGUAAUAUUACUCCUUCCAGUAUCAUGCUAUCCGCAUUCAUGUCUUGGAAUUGGCUGGUCUAUAAAAGGAAAUUUCAGUAUCCAAACUGAAUUAAAGGCAUCAUUAAAGCUUAAAUCUAAUUUUUAAAAAAUAUUUCAAAUGAUUAGUUAAUUAUGCGCAACCAGUCAACAGUGUAAAAUGUAGUUUAGCUACAACUAUGACAUAUUUACAAUUCUGUGAAGAUGAUGAAUUAAGUUUUAAAAUUAUGCAAUAAAUACACAUGCAGAAAACUCUGUUUAUGUAGGACAUAUUUGGAAGGCGGAACAAUGGUCACAACCAAAUCGAAAUGUCUAAACUAAACAAUCUCAUCAAAAAUGCUCCCUAUCAAUCACAAUUUGAAUACUAAUAUGCCCAAAGCUAUAGACAGCAAUCCAUCUGUCUUUAGAGUACCACUUUUUUGCUUUUAGCCAAUACUUGAAAUCAUUCCAGCAAAUAUUUUUUGUAUGACACUCUUAUCGAAAAUGUUCCCAUGAUGGUUGUUCUCCCCAUUGGCUUCUCCUCCUACUUUAGCCCUGUACGGUCCUAUGAAAAUAUUUGUACUAUAUACCUUUAAGUGUUUUUGAGGCUUAAUUUUUAACAAACUAAGAUAACAAAAUAUCACCUAACAGGCAUAACCAGUACAACAAGACACACUGAAACCUUUUUACUUUUCACUAUUCCUCUGCAGCCUCCAGCCAUUGAUAACUACAUAUAAUUUUGAAGAAUUUAAUUUGUGUUUAAGUUGGACUUGCAUGACAUUACUGUUGGCAUAUUGUGAUAUAAGUAGCCGCCAAUGUUAAGUGCCAUCCCAGGAAGAGCUGCUUUUAUAUUUUCUUUUCUGUAAUCCAUUUUACAUUUAAACUUGUUUCAUGUUUUAAGAAGAUAUUCAGUAUCAAACUGUCUUCUGCUAACUUUUACACUUAAUAUGAUUUAAAUGUCGGUGCUCUGAUGCUGCUGCCUUUUAAUUUAUAUUGAAAAGGUUUAUAUUGUAAAUAUAUGAUAAAUAUAUAUAUAUAUGUACACACAUGAAAAUUUGUAUGAUAUGCGGGAAAUCAUCAUAUGCGCAAAAUAUUGCCUUUUUUGGUUAAAAACAUUGCAAUCUAGGAUAUAUUGAUGUAGUUAUAGGCCAUCUUUGAAAUAUACAAAAAAGGAUUUCUAUUUGAGUAAUUAACAUGUAUAUUUGUAUAGUUAUUUAUAGACUUGUUAACAUAAAUGUUUAUAAAGUUAGCAUUUAAUGUUGUCACACUUAACAAUUUAAUUGAGAAACUUUUUUAACUUAUUAACAUUUUUUUGCUGUUAUUUUGUCAAACCCCUUGAAUAUUGUUUACAGGUAAAAGAAUGUAAAUGUACCCAUUGUGUUUUGUUUUAUCCUGGAUUGCAGUGAAUAGUCAUCUUAUUUUUUUGUUUUGUUUUGUUUUUUGGUUUCUGCAAUGCAACAGCAGUGGUUAAAUCUGUUAUCUUAAAAAAAAAGAAAAACCCUCAUAUAUCCAACCUUAAUACCAAGGGUGUUAAAAUAUUAACAAGCACUAUAAAUGGUCAGUAAAUUUAAAUGAUCAGUCUUACAGUUUAACCACUGCUCUACAGUGUUUCUUUUGUACAUGAAGGCAAGACUUUGCAGUUCGCUUUUAAGGAAGUACACUGCAGAGCAAAUUUAGUGACUCAGAAUGGUGCAUGUGUAUUUAAAUAUAUUUUGUAUGAACUUGCCAUUACAUUCAAUAUAACAUGUUAAUGCAGACAAAAGAUACCAAUAGAUACAUGACUUAUAAACAGUCAGUAUAACGUGCCAUAGAUUUAAAAGAUUCUAACACUUUUAUCAGUUUAUAAUUACACCAGACUAAACCUGCAAACAACCAGCACAGUGAAACCAACUUCUAGCAAGGUUGCAUUUUUAUAGCUUACUUUUUUAAUAGUCCCAAUGUCUUCCUGGAAAUGUUCAGCUGUGGUCACAUCAGUCAAACCAAACUGCAUAUUUUAAAGUACAGUAAAAAUAAUUACAUUCCAAAUACUAAAUUAUAAAGGCGUUAACUUUUUACCAAAGUAUGUAGAAAAGUUGUUUAAAAAAAUUGGAAACAGGUUGCUUUUUACAACCCACCUUCUGUGAAUCAAAAGUCAAGGCUUUGCAUAAUGGAUGAAAAUACUGAGCCAGGCAGACUUAAUCCUAUUAAGACAGUCUAGAAUUGUAUUUAUAUAAGAGCAUCCUUAGGUAAAGUAUAGUGUGGAGACCGGCAAACAAUAACUUUUAAAGUUCACUUUAAUAAAGUAUAUUAUCUAUACUCUAUUAACAUAUAGUAUAUAACAUACAUGUUGCCUCAGUGGCAUAGUGGUUAGCACUUCUGCCUCACAACUCUAGAUUACUAAGUUUAAAUCUUGGACCAUCAGAAUCUGUGUAGAGUUUGCAUACUCUUAAUGUGCUACAUGGGUGUUCUUCAAGAAUUCAAGUCCCAUUCCACAUCCCAAGAAUAUGUGUUACCGCUUUCGUCUGCUUUGAUCAAGCCCAUUAUAAAUUAAUAUGCCCUAUAGUGGACAGGUAUCUCCUUGAUGGAAGUCGCCUAGGUGUACUUGAGAAACAGCAGGGAUAUAUAACAGCUCUGCACAACAUUAUUCUGGCGAACAAAACCUCAGAAAAUGGAAAGUUGUAGAUACAACAUAUACACUUAGUUACCAAGGUGUGGUAUCAAAAAGAACCACCUCAUGGUCAACACAAACAUACAACAUGCAGUGUCUUUUCUGUUUUAUUAGAGUUGGAUCUUUUGAAAUUUGGUUGCCAGGAGUAGUUUCUCUCUUUCAGCUACAACACCAAAAGAAAACGUCUGUCUCUCCUAUUUCCUUAUACAUGCUUUUUUAAGGUAACCUUUCUUGUUUGGGCCUACUCCCACAUAUCUAUGCAGUGAAGUUCUCAAGCCCCUGUCCACUGGAGGCAGAGAGAGCCAUGACUAUCUAGCGUCUGUUUGUUAUAUCUAAUAUUAAUGCUGUAUCUCUCCAUCCAUUGUCUGAACUUGCUUGCUCUACACUGAAUUAAUUUGUAGGCCUUCUCAUAAUAAUCUAGUAAAUCAUGUAAAGAAUGCAAACAGUGCAUAUGCAUGUUGACAGAAUACACUCAGAUACCAUUUGUAAAUCGAUUAUUUUUUUCUAUUUACAAUCCUAUGGAUGGAGCUGGACAUUAAUUAAAGAAAUCUGAUUGGGAGUAGUGCAGGAGUUAGAUAUUUAUUAAGAAGAAUAUAUUCUAGUUUGUAAGGGUCUGCUAAUUUUUUUAAAAUAUAAGACCUUUGACAGUCAAAUACUACAGUUAAAAGCACUUUCCUGUAUUUAUCUAUGGUAAAAGGGACAGUUUUUAUUAGGCACCUGUCCUUUAUUUGUUUUUCAGACUCAGUCAAUUUUAUUUCUGCUAUGGAAGAUAAAGUGUUAUCUUUAUUGUUUGUAUUUUAAAUACUGUGUUGUGUUGUCAAUGUAGUUCACAUGUGUAUUCCUGUUGUAUAGCACACCAGAAACUGACUGGGAGGAGAAUCAAUGAAUAAGCAAAUUUCUAAAAUCAAAUUUUUGGAACACAUUUCCUUCUUCAGUCAUUUUCAUGGUGAGCCGUAACAUGCAACACUUUUGUAAUACCAUAAUAUUAAAGUCAUGAGCAUUUUCUGUUGUUUGUGAGAGUAGCAGAAUUAUUCUGCACAUUACAGUUCAGCUGGUGAGAGGUCUAUUCUGGCAGUUUCAGGCUAAAGGAAGGAAACAGCCAUGGGCAAAGUGAUAGACCAUUUCAAGGCAUACCGUUACUACAAAGCAGUCUAGAGUGUCUAGUUAAUUUAAUCUACACAAGAAAACUGGACUGCCGGAGAAAAACCCUUGAAUACAUUGAGAGAGCAUGCUAACUUACACAGGAAGUGUGUUGUUAAGCAGCAGUGCUAGCCACAGCACCAUCCUGACAUAGAUCAAACAACAACCCCAAAAUACUUAAUUUAAGUCAAAGGUAAUUUGAACAGUUCUAGGCUUCACUGUGGAAUAUUUAAGUUAAAAAAAAGCUAAAAACUCAUGCUUUCCCUAUGGUGAAAGCACUUUAUUUGCCUGUAUCAUUAUUAUUAUUUUUAGGAAUUCUAACAACAGGCAUUCAUUUUGGAAAUAUUCAAUUCACAAUGUCCAUUCAAUUCCACGUUUGCUGUCAGUCCAGAACCUGGCAAAUGUUUUACACAAUACAGCUGUCAAGGGAUGCAGGUAACCAUAAGCCUUCACUGUUCAUGUUAUUUUAAAGAAGAAUGCUAACGUGAUCACAGCAGAAGGAUCAGAUCGCUUGUGCACCCUGAUAUUUUUUUUCCCUGUGGUCAGAUGUGUAUAUUAGCAAUACUGGAUGGCAAUCUCCAUCUUCUCUUUCCACACAUGCUCCCUGCCUUUCUUCUUCUGUCUCAGAGUGUUUUAUUAGUGCCAUUAAGCUCUUCCUACAUAGAAAGAUAUUAAUUUAUAGUUUGAAAUUUCUUAAUUGUUUCUUUUACAUAGUGUAGAUUUUAUAUAGCUGUGUGAUUUGUUUUGUACAAUUAUAGAAGAAAAGAUUUUCUUUACAGUAUUUUCUUAUAAAAUCCAACAAAAUGUGUACAUUCCACAUAUCUGAUACAUUUAUUUUUGUUUCAAUGUAAAAAAGAAAUAGCACCAAUUGUGCACAUUUUUGUUUUGAAAAGUUAAACUAGAUAUAUAUAUAUAUAUAUAUAAUUUAUUGUGUUUUUUUCCACUUUUUUAAUUAUAUGUUGUAGAAUAAAAAGCUUAACAUUUUGUAUUCCAGUGCUUUGAUAGUUUUCAGGUCUGCUUAAUAUUUCUACAAAAUGACUUUUCA